Molecule: messenger RNA, 432 nt
Organism: Zymoseptoria tritici IPO323
Lineage: Eukaryota; Fungi; Ascomycota; Dothideomycetes; Mycosphaerellales; Mycosphaerellaceae
Exons: 1
Coding region: 182-343 (53 amino acids)
Source: RefSeq, a predicted model, not a curated record
CGACGAAGAGCUCUGAACCCCGGACAGGGUUCUUGGAUCCACCCUCCCGUCCAUGAGGUCCAACCCGUGGCCCCCGCGACUAUAUCGUAAUCCGCAUUGGCCACAUCAUCCCCAAGGUAAGUUUACCGAAUGAUGACCACUCCGAUGUGUUGCAAAACAAUGAACCGGAAUCCAGGGUGAGAUGCCAGCUCAUCAGCUGGACAAGGUCGGAACCUUCACACUCGUGACAUGGUUCUGUUUGCUGAAACGCGAUAGCAAUGAACACCUCGUGCGCACGAGCCGAACGGACGAGUCAUGCCCUCAGCCAAAACACCGGCGCGCGCAAUCCCCAAGCCGUGUUUGAGGAAUAAUGCGGGAGCUAUUCGUGUAUCAGCCUUGCAGUCCUUGCAAUCCGCACACGCUGACGACCGGGACCUUAUGCCUAUAACAUCC